Messenger RNA from Australozyma saopauloensis, 2016 nucleotides. RefSeq names its product nucleoporin. Gene Ontology annotation, cellular component: nuclear pore. NCBI's taxonomy places the organism in Eukaryota, Fungi, Ascomycota, Pichiomycetes, Serinales, Metschnikowiaceae. Bases 1 to 2016 code for a protein of 671 amino acids. The record is from RefSeq and is a predicted model, not a curated record. Gene Ontology annotation, biological process: intracellular transport. The transcript has a single exon.
AUGGCCAAACGAAUCGCCGGACUGCAGAUCAGCAAAGACGGCCACGGAUCCUCGGACGACGAGCCGUCUGCCAUGCCCAUGGCCUCUGCCGAAACCAUGGCCAAGCGUAAGAUCCUUAAACCCAAGGGUAGAUCAUUCACGCCCAAUUCCGGCCUGAGAACACCUAGCUCCGGUUUCGGCGCACCAGUAAGUGCGCCUGCGGUUUCUGAUUCGAACGCAACUCGUUCCGCUGAAAAAGACGAGAAAUUGAAGGCGUUGGCCAAUAGAUUUGUAGAAUCCGUCACUAAAGCCAACCAGAACGGUGUUCCUGACCUCCGCCAGGCAUGUGAGAAAUAUCUCGAGUAUGCGAAGCCAUUGUUUGGUGACGAUAGCUCGAAGCCGGCCUCUUUUGGUGGCUUCGGUGGCUUUGGUGCUUCGAAACAGACUCCUCCAGAAACAGCUCCAUCCACAGCUGCAGCCAAACCUAAUCCUUUCGGUAAUAUUGUGGCACUGGCUGCUGUCAAGCCUGCUGCUUCUUCUACUGCUGCUCCAGCUGCUGCUGAGCCCGCUAAGAACCCCUUUGCUGGUGUAUCCUUCUCUAAGUCAGAGACUGUGUCUUCACAACCACAACCACAGGCCCAAGUCCCAGCCAAGCCUUCUAAACAGCCAGUAACCGUAGACGUUGAUUCUGAUUCAGAGAGCGAGGAUGAAAAGCCAAAGGAUAUUAAGAUUGCAGGUCCUUCCUUUAGUCUCUCCAACAAGCCCACGAUCAAGAACCUGCCAUUUUCGUUUGGUAAGAAACCAGAACCCAAGAAGGCCGACUCCGAUUCGGAAUCCGAGAUCGAAAUCAAGGGCCCAACCUUUACAUUCAACAAGAAGAUCAGUGAUCCUGUGUUCCAGAUGAAGACAACUGAACAGGCCUCAUCUGCUCCAGCAGCUCCAUUCAGCUUCGGUGCUGCUUCUGCUGCAAGCAAGCCUGAUGCCGCUGCCUCUAAGCCCGAACAAUCUUCGACUCCAGCUUUCAAUUUCGGAAACGCCUCGAACGAAAAGCCAGUGGCUGCUGCUCCUUUCAGCUUCGGUGCUGCUUCGUCAGAAAAGCCGCCUGCAUUCUCUUUUGGCACUUCUGCUUCUAAUGUUUCGACUGGCUCGAACACCAAAGCCGACGCUCCAGCUGCCUUCUCAUUUGGUGCUGCCAAACCAUCCAACGAGUCAUCCUCCAAAGCUCCAAUGUUUGGUCAACCCGCUCAAUCUUCUGAAACGGAAAAGCCCAAGCCAUUUUCUUUUGGGGCUCCCUCUGAGAGUAAAACACCAACCUUUAACUUUGGCUCAACAGACUCGAAGCCUGCUUCCUCUGAGAGUAAGACUCCCGCUUUUAAUUUUGGAUCGACGGACUCAAAGCCUGCUUCCUCUGAGACCAAGGCUCCCGCUUUCAACUUCGGAGCUUCAGAUUCCAAGUCCACUCCAUUCCUGUUUGGCAGCUCUGCUACCGAUAGCAAACCUGCAUUCCUGUUUGGUAAUAGCGCCAAACCCGCUGCAUUUUCUUUUGGCCAGCCAGCCGCUACUCCUUCUAGUACUACUGUAGCUGCAAAGACCGAUAAAGACGGUGAGGAAGCAGAGGCCGAAGCAGAGGUUGACAUCAAAUUUGCACCUGUCGCGUCAUUGGGAGACAAGAAAAUCGACACCACUACCGGUGAAGAAAAUGAGACUGUUGUCUUGGAGCAAAGAGCCAAGCUCAUGCUUUUUGACUCUGCAAACACAGCUGAGCCCUAUAAGAACAUGGGCGUUGGUGAUUUGAAGGUGUUGAAGUCGAAGGAAGGAUCAAGCUCCAGAAUCUUGUUGCGCGCCGAUGGAGCUCUUAGAGUUCUUCUCAAUGCUGGCUUGGCUAAAGCAAUCGAAUACAAAACCAUGGGCAAUGGCUCGCUUGUCCGCGUCCCCGUUGCUGGAUCCGAUGGGAAAAUCACUACGUAUGUUCUCAAGGUCAAAACCGCAGCUGACGGUGAGAAUCUCGCAAAAAUCUUGAACGAGACCAAAAACUAA